UAGUUUGAUUGUGUCGAGUAGUUAACGACAUCGUGCGGGGCAACAGCUUCAGUUAUCAUGACGAUGUACCUUGGGGGUCAAGAAGUGAAGCACUGUCGUAACCCUGACAACCAAGGGUCAAACCUGAAUCCUCCGGUCACGAGGUAGACGUGUGUGUGUUUCUUACCUGAGAUAUCCACGACUUUGAGCGACGAGGCUAACGGGAACUUCUCCUUCAGGACGGUGGCGAUCCGGACCUCUCCGUCCGUCUGUGUGGACAGACGUCUGUGCGCCUGGCCGCACACGACAACCUGCGGGGGCAGAAGACGAGGAGCGGUUGUGGAGCCGUGCAGUAAUGGAGGCAGCGAAGCAAUCACUGGCUGUUGAUGGAUGUCAUGUCCCUUUUCACCACACGCCUGAGCUUUGUUUGUGCACAACAAUUAUGGGAAAAACACAAAGGUGGGCCGCCAUCAAUGCAGCCAUACCAGUGUCAGAAAUCAUCCCCAAGAGCUGAUCAGUGUCAGAGCUGCUGACGUCAGAACCCUUUAAAGACAAGUAACCGGAGAGUCUGAAGAGUGGACAGAUGCAGAGACGCUGAGAUGGACUGCAACGCUUUCCUCACAUUGGCUUUGAUGGUUCUUUAUCUCAGCGGGACCUGUUUUGCUGAGGAGGAUGCAGAGACUCCAUCCUGCCCAGAAUACCAGGAGGGAUUUGAUGGCUCCUGCUAUGAGUUUGUCAGUUUGCAGCAGUCUUUCCUCAGUGCACAGGCAUGGUGUGAGCGAGGCGGAGGUCACCUAGCCUUCAUCCUGAAUGAUGAAACUCAGCAGUUCCUUCAGAAGCACCUGGAGCCAGAGAAGGACUGGUGGCUCGGACUGGCACCUGCUGCUCCAAACCUCACGCUGGAGUCCGCUGCCACUGAGGGUUCCCUUGCGUGGCUGGAUAGCUCAGAUGUCAGCUAUAGUAACUGGGUGAAUGUUCCAGAUGCAGAAGCAGCCUGUGGACAUGUCCUGAGACAUUCAAGGUUCCAGUGGGCAGCAACAGUGAACUGUAGCCAGGAACUCAACUUCAUCUGCCAGUUUGAUUCCGGGAGAUCCAUUGCAUGCGAUGGUCAAAAUGCCACUCUGCAAUGUGGCUCUGGGCAAGUUAUAAAGAUUGAUGACAGCUUCUAUGGCCGAAAAACAAUUCACUACUGCCGAUCCCAACUUACAGCCUCACCCACAUCAUCCCAGGAGGAGUGCAGCUGGAUCGAUGUGGUUAAUUCUGUAACAGCCUAUUGCCACGGACUGCAGGCUUGCCAGGCUCCAGUGGAUCUGAGCUCUUUUGGUGAACCGUGCCCUGUGCUGGGAAGUUACCUCUCUGUAGAGUACCACUGCAAACAAGGACUCCACUUGUUGAUGAGUAAACUGGCGGCUGUCUUUGAUAAUGUCACCAUCACGGUGAAGUGGCUCCUUCAUCCAUUUCAGGGUAACUUGACGUGCACAGUGAAUGCUGGAGACGGCCACAUUAUUGACCCUUACAGCCCAGAAGAGAUGGAGAGCACUAUUAUGCACAAAUUCACCCGUCCCGGAGUUUUCAUGGUCGGGGUGGAGUGCACCACCAGUGACUGGCAUGUCACAGCUCAGAAAGCCAUAACUAUUCAGGAGCCCGUUGGAGAGUUCGGUGUGAUCAAGUGCUAUAGCAGGAAUGUGUCAACAGAUGGCACUAAAUGCAAUGCGCUUUAUGGCAGACCUGUUCAAAUUCAGGUGAUGGUGGUGGCAGGUACAAAUGUUUCCUACACCAUUCAACAUGAAGACCAUUUGGUUGCGAACAUGUCAGCGGACAAAGGGAUUACGCCCCACAACAUUACACUGAAUUUAAGUGUGGUGGAGAAGCUCGGGCCUGGCUGCCACAACCUGACUCUGGAUGCCUCAAACAGGGUCACAGCCCACCCUGCGUCCACUGACUUGGAGCUGUGUCUGCUGGAGCCUGUUGUAGGCCUGCAAGCCUUAGUCAUGUCAGUGGCAGGCGAGUGUCCAGACUCCACCGAUAUUGUCUUUGGUGUUUCGUUGGAGCGAGGAGUCCCCGUGCAGCUUUUCUUCAACCUCACUGGAGCAACAGACACAUUGUCCGAGAGCAGAGACAUGCUCAAUGGUAGCUUACAAGAUUAUACAUUCUCCAGCCCGUUCGUAGGAUUGUUCAAAGUCAAAGUACGAGCCGUGAAUGCCCUCUCCGCCUCUGAUGUGGAUGUGGACUUGGAGAACAUACUCCGGGCUUGCCAGAAUUACUCUGACUUUUCACCAGUUGAACAUGGAAACACAACAGGUGAUAUGAGUGUCGACAACUCUACUGACUUGAAAAUAAUUGCUACUCCUGACACUUUGAUCAACUACACUCAGAGUGUCACACUGAGAGUCAAUGGAACUGAAUCCUUACCCAGCAAAGGACUCGCAUUUGAAUGGAAAUGUAAAGGAAACUGCAAGUGCAGAAACAUAACAAUGGAGAAGUUGCAUGUCAUCGAAAAAGAUUGCCUUCCAAAUCCCUUUGAAUUUUUGAAAUACACUUUAAAGGUGAGGAAACCCACCUGGUUUAGAAAAGGGGUCGGCCUCGCUUCAGCUUCAAAGUGCAUCACCGUUUCUCCAAAAGAAUUCACAGAUGUCGCCAUCAGUUGUGAUAAUUGCACUUCUGUAAAUGUGAACGACCAUGUAAGACUGAGACUGAGCUGUGUGACAACUUGUCCAGACGUAAUCUGGUAUAUCGAGGACCCCAAACCUUUGACGGGUGGCCUUAAAAAAUGUUACUCCACAGCAGGAAGGAGGCCCCCUAUUGAGACUCAGGAGGGCAGCACCGAGUAUAUUGUACCCAGCCAACACCUGAAGGUCUCCAGGGACACACUAUACAACAUCAGUGUGAUUGCUUAUGGCAAGAAUGAGCCCGGUUUUGCCAAGUUCACUCUUCCAGUACCAGGUCCUGAGCCAACUGAACCAGCUGCAACCACAACUGAAUGCAGCAUUUCCCCCACAUCAGGAACUGUUCUUGAUGCUUUCAACAUUACCUGCAAACCAAGCCCUUUCUGCUCUGCAGGCUGUUUUUAUUGCUUCAAAACCGACCAAGGCAAACAUCUGCGCUGCAGUUACACAAAUGAGGUGAAAUCUGUCUACCUGCCUCUUGGAGAUAAGAACAACAAUUACAGUUUGUCUGUUGUGGUAACUGUGAAAAAUGAAUAUGAGAAAGCCACCGCAACUGUAACUACUCAGGUACGGAAAAGUAACUCUGGUACCUCAGUGGAGGCUCUCCAGUCUGCAGUGGAGGACACUGUGACUCAGUUAGAGGAGCAAGGUCUACUCUCGGGUGAGACACUCGGACAAAUAUUUACUUCAGUUUCUGACAUGCUGAACACAGAGGCCGGCCAAGAUCAGAAGGAUGCAAGGACGAAGCUCAGAGAGCAAAUGCUGACCAAAAUGGCCACAGUGCUGGUGGACUCCCCCACUAAUACCACACAGGGAGUGCAAGUGACGGCCAGAGCUGUGGCCGGACUCACCCAGCGCUCAGAUGAGCUCAGUCCGGCUGCUCAAGAAGAGGCGGGUUCGUUGUUGGUAGACCUCAGCUCCUCCCUCAACACCGUGGGUGUUAAGCAGGACGACAGCGAUGAUGGAGAAGUUGUGCAAGCAGCUACACCCAUAGUUGAAGCAGCCAGCAAUAUUUUGAAUGUUUCAUCCAAUAAAAAAGUCUCCGAUUUUCUCCUGACUGGGAUAAACAAUGUUCAAAGUGCUUUGCUGAAUAACAGAAAACUGGAUGGAAAACCUGCCAUCAUUGAUUCUGGUCAGAUCAGUGUGUAUGUCAACAGAGUCACUUCAGAAACCAUGCAGAUACAGCAUAUAAAUGUACAGAAGAGCAGCUCGUCCAAAUUCUCCUUCCCUAAACUGCCUGAAGACGUUGUGUCUCCAGAGGAGCCAGUGGAUGUGAGGAUGAUGAGCUUUGAGAAAAAUCCAUAUUCUUGGAAGGAGGGAAACAUCACAGGAACUGUUGGAUCUGUGUCUCUCACCACAGUCAACGGCACAGUCAUUCCUGUCGAGAACUUACCUGAUGAGAUCGAGAUUUUCCUACCAAGACUCGACGUUGGGCAGGAGAACAGCACCAUCCUUGACCUCGCCAAUUUCAGCACAUUAAUAAUUGAUGUCCCCUCACCGGAUGUAACGCUGGUGCUAAAAAUGGAGCCGUCUGAGGACCUUUCUUUCAUGCUAUACCUGGGAUAUAAAGAUUAUCCAAAUGAUGAGAGUUACGUAGCCAAGACAAAGAUCCCUCUCGAGAAUACCAAAACAGAGGAAAAAUAUACCUGGGUGCUGAGUCCCCAAGACAGAAGAGGAGAUGUUGGAGUGCACUACCUUGUCAUGAAGCCCAUUGUCAAGCCAGGUGUGAAAUCCAUCAACACCACUGUCACUGUCAUUUCAAUCGCUGCCCAGUGCAAAUACUGGAAUGAAAGUGAAUCUUCUUGGAGUGAAGAUGGCUGCAGGGUCGGUCCACUCACCACGCCUUUGGUCACUCAGUGCCUCUGUAACCACUUGACUUUCUUCGGCAGCUCUUUCUUUGUCAUGCCGAACUUGGUGGAUGUGUCACGCACAGCAGAACUUUUUGCCACAUUCACAAACAACCCUGUGGUGGUGUGUUUCGUGGGGUCCAUCUUUGCUGCUUAUAUCCUGGUGAUUGUGUGGGCACGCAGAAAAGACAUCCAGGACUCAGCCAAGGUCAAGAUAACAGUGCUUGAGGACAACGACCCCUUGGCCGAGUAUCGUUAUAUGCUGAGUGUCAGCACCGGGCAUCGGCAUGGUGCAUCCCCCUCCUCUCAGGUGACCGUGACCCUGCUGGGUAUCGAGGGAGAAAGUGACCCUCACCACCUGACCGACGCUGAGAAGCCCAUGUUUGAGAGGGGUGGGGUGGACAUGUUCCUGCUGACCACACACUUUUCUCUUGGAGAUCUGCAGAGCAUCAGACUGUGGCACGACAACUCGGGAGAACACCCUGCAUGGUAUGUCAACAAAGUGAUGGUGCAGGACCUGGAGAGUGGUCAGAAAUGGCAUUUCCUGUGUAACUCCUGGCUCGCUGUAGAUGUGGGAGAGUGCGCUCUCGACAAGGUCUUCCCAGUAGCCACAGAAAUGGAUUUGAAGAAGUUCAGCAACUUGUUCUUUAUGAAGACAGCCAAGGAUUUCCGUGAUGGCCACAUCUGGUUCUCUGUCAUUAGUCGGCCUCCAUGCAGCACAUUCACACGUGUACAGCGAGUGUCCUGCUGUUUUUCUCUUCUGCUGUGCACUAUGCUUACCAGCAUUAUGUUUUGGGGCAUCCCGACAGACCCCUCUGAGCAGACCAUGGACCUGGGCCACAUCGAGUUUACCUGGCAACAGGUGCUGAUCGGAGUUCAAAGUUCAAUCAUCAUGUUUCCCAUCAAUCUCCUCAUCGUGAGCAUCUUCAGAAACACUCGUCCUCGAGAGAAAACUAGACAAGCAGAUGCGUCCAAACAGGGGAAGACUGGCCGAGUUUCUCCAUCACAGACUUCUUCUCUGCAGAGGAAGCUGAAGGACAUCACAGCCGAUACUGUGAUCAAGGACAUAAAGAAAAUUGCUCAGUCCCUCUCGAAGGCCAUGAAGAGUCCACUGCCACAUCAGGAGCUCCAUCCUGGUCAGAAGGCAGACAUCAACACUCUGUUGUCUCUGGUGGAGGACAUCAUCAGGCAGCAGAACCGAGCGACUGGAGACUUCUACACUGACACAUCCAAAAGGGAUCAAUCCAUGAUCCUCAGUUUAAGGGCCGUCAGUAUUCAAGAAAACGGUGAGUGUGGCAGCCCUGAGAAGACUUCAGAUGAAGUCCAGAAAAAGAGCAACAACAGCCGAUACCUGUACAGGCAGCUGCGUCAUGUUGAGAAGGAGCUGGGUCUGUUGGGACCUUCUCGUUUCCCAAACCCAGACAGCUACAAUCGAGCCAUGCAGCAGGUUCAGGGAAUGAAGGGUCUUCUGGAGCAUCGCCUCCCCGCAUCCAGCCUGGACCAGCAUGACCGCAGCCCCAGUCCAGAACAGGGCAUCACCAAUGGGGACUCCGCCAAGAAAUGCUGUCAAGGAGGGCUGCCAUGGUGGUUUGUGUUUGUUGGAUGGAUAUUGGUGAUUGCAACCAGCGGUGUGUCAGGAUACUUCACCAUGAUGUAUGGGCUGACGUACGGGAAAGACCGCUCUAUAAGCUGGCUCAUCUCCAUGUUGGUCUCCUUCUUUGAGAGUCUCUUCAUUACCCAACCUCUGAAGGUUCUUGGUUUUGCUGCUUUCUUUGCUCUCGUUUUGAAGAAAGUUGACCAGGAGGAGUAUGGAGCGCCUCAGAUAGAUGAGAGUCUGAGAAACCCAGAUGAUCCUGAUGCAGUGCGGGCAGCGAGAAGAGACAGCACAUGCAGUUUCUAUCAGCCACCACCUCCCACUGACAUUGAGAGGAUGAGGAACAACAUGAUUAAGGAGCAGAAAGUCUUUGCACUAAUGGGGGAGAUUCUUACCUACAUGGGAUUUUUGUGGAUGUUGCUCCUGGUGGCGUAUGGUCAGAGGGACCCCAACGCUUUCUUUCUCAGCCAACACAUUCGGCAGAGCUUCAGCAAAGGAAUCUCAGACAGUAUGAGUAUUCAGCAAGUGUUCAACUGGGCAAACACAACUCUGCUGAGCAACCUGUUUGGAGAGCGCCCAGGAUUUAUCACAGACGGAAACUCAAAGCUGGUGGGUAACGCUCGUCUCCGCCAGGUGAGGGUGAAGAAUAACUCCUGUCACAUUGCUCGCUCCAUGCAGCAGGCUGUGCUGGACUGUCACGCUCCGUACUCGUGGGAGUUGGAGGACAUGGGCUCCUACUCUCCAGGCUGGAGUCGCCCUGUGGGACGUAACACCUCACUGAACCUUCAGAGCCCGUGGACGUACCAGUCCCAGGCUAAACUGAGGGCGUAUCCAAUCUGGGGCAGUGUAGUACUCUACAGAGGAGGAGGGUUUGUGGUAGAUCUUGGGCCGGAUUUACCGAAUUCCAGCAGAUCCCUUCAGUACCUGUAUGACCACACCUGGUUUGAUGUGCACACCCAAGCGCUCUUUGUUGAGUUCACUGUGUACAAUGCCAACGUCAACCUCUUCUGCAUUGUCACACUCAUGCUGGAGACCACAGCCAUAGGAGCUUUUCAAUUCCGCAUCGAGCUUCAGAGUGUGCGUCUAUACCAGUCCACCGGGGGCCUUCACAUUUUUGUCAUGGCCUCCGAAGCCAUCUACUUCCUCUUUAUCAUUUAUUACAUGUUUGUUCAGGGGAAGCUGAUGAAGCAGCAGAAAUGGGCCUAUUUCAAGAGUAAGUGGAACCUGCUCGAGCUGGCGAUCAUCAUUCUGAGCUGGAGUGCACUGUCUGUCUUCAUCAAGAGGACUCUACUGGGGAAGCGGGACAUGGAUUAUUACCAGAACAACAAAGACCUAUUCGCCAGUUUCCAUGAGACAGCCAAGUCCGACGCAGUGCUCGGGUAUCUGAUUGCCUUCUUAGUGCUGUUGGCUACAGUCAAACUGUGGCACCUCCUGAGACUGAACCCCAAGCUGCACAUGAUCACAUCCACACUGCAGCGAGCCUGGACUGAUAUUUCAGGCUUCCUGGUGGUCAUGACCAUCAUGUUCCUGGCUUACUCCAUUGCUUCUAACCUGAUGUAUGGGUGGAAGUUAUACUCCUAUCGGACUCUGCUGGAUGCUGCACAGACCAUGGUCAGCCUGCAGCUUGGCAUUUUUAACUAUGAAGAGGUUCUGAAUUAUAACCCAGUGCUUGGUGCUUUCCUCAUCGGCUCCUGCAUCGUGUUCAUGACCUUUGUGGUGCUGAACCUCUUCAUCUCUGUCAUCCUGGUGGCAUUCAGUCGAGAGCAAAUACAUCACAAGCCAUCAGAAGAGGAUGAGAUUGUGGACCUGAUGCUCAUGAAACUCUGCAGUUUAUUUGGACUCAAAUGUAAGAAACAAGUGGGCGACAGCUCGACUGGGAGACCGUUUGUUUCAUCUGUUUCAACAACAUCUGCAAAUUCUUCUGGAAAUAUCCAUGAGGGCUGACAUGUCACACUACAGUCAGAGCUUGACAGUGCUUUGUGUCAGUUAUUGUGUUUGCUAUUGCCAUAUUGCUUUUUUUAUGCAAACUAACAUGUUGUCGCUUUGUGACUAAAUAUUAGCCCUUGCAAGUCUGUAAAUUAUUAGCACCUGACUCUACAGCUGCAGAUCUGUCAUUAUUGUAGAAGACGCAGAGAGAGAGACAGCAAGGAACUAAGGAUAAACCUUAUGUUUUGCUGUGAGACACUGUAUUUCCGCUGCUGUAUAUUUGAUAAACAAAUAAAUGUGUUUCUGUGA
Molecule: messenger RNA, 8321 nt
Organism: Scophthalmus maximus (turbot)
Lineage: Eukaryota; Metazoa; Chordata; Actinopteri; Pleuronectiformes; Scophthalmidae
Product: polycystic kidney disease protein 1-like 2
Exons: 42
Coding region: 579-8030 (2483 amino acids)
Biological process (GO): detection of mechanical stimulus
Cellular component (GO): membrane
Molecular function (GO): calcium ion binding; protein binding; calcium channel activity
Source: RefSeq, a predicted model, not a curated record